AAAAAAGUUCACCUUGGACUCGUCUUUUUCUUGCAAUAUUUUUUUUGGGGGGCAAAACUUUUUGGGGGUGAUUUUUUUUUUUUUUGGCUUUUCUUCCUCCUUCAUUUUUCUUCCAAAAUUGCUGCUGGUGGGUGAAAAAAAAUGCCGCAGCUGAACGGCGGUGGAGGGGAUGACCUAGGCGCCAACGACGAACUGAUUUCCUUCAAAGACGAGGGCGAACAGGAGGAGAAGAGCUCCGAAAACUCCUCGGCAGAGAGGGAUUUAGCUGAUGUCAAAUCGUCUCUAGUCAAUGAAUCAGAAACGAAUCAAAACAGCUCCUCCGAUUCCGAGGCGGAAAGACGGCCUCCGCCUCGCUCCGAAAGUUUCCGAGAUAAAUCCCGGGAAAGUUUGGAAGAAGCGGCCAAGAGGCAAGAUGGAGGGCUCUUUAAGGGGCCACCGUAUCCCGGCUACCCCUUCAUCAUGAUCCCCGACCUGACGAGCCCCUACCUCCCCAACGGAUCGCUCUCGCCCACCGCCCGAACCCUCCAUUUUCAGUCCGGCAGCACACAUUACUCUGCGUACAAAACGAUUGAACACCAGAUUGCAGUUCAGUAUCUCCAGAUGAAAUGGCCACUGCUUGAUGUCCAGGCAGGGAGCCUGCAGAGUAGACAAGCCCUCAAGGAUGCCCGGUCCCCAUCGCCGGCACACAUUGUCCAGAGCCCCCUCCCUUGCUGCACUCAGGGACAUGACUGUCAGCACUUCUACCCCCCCUCAGACUUCACUGUCAGCACUCAAGUCUUCAGGGACAUGAAAAGGAGCCACUCCUUACAAAAAGUUGGGGAGCCCUGGUGUAUUGAGUCGAACAAAGUGCCAGUGGUGCAGCACCCUCACCAUGUCCACCCCCUCACGCCUCUUAUCACGUACAGCAAUGAACACUUCACGCCGGGAAACCCACCUCCACACUUACCAGCCGACGUAGACCCCAAAACAGGAAUCCCACGGCCUCCGCACCCUCCAGAUAUAUCCCCGUAUUACCCGCUAUCGCCUGGCACCGUAGGACAAAUCCCCCAUCCGCUAGGAUGGUUAGUACCACAGCAAGGUCAACCAGUGUACCCAAUCACGACAGGAGGAUUCAGACACCCCUACCCCACAGCUCUGACUGUCAAUGCGUCCAUGUCCAGCUUUCUGUCUUCUAGGUUCCCUCCCCAUAUGGUCCCACCACAUCAUACGCUACACACGACGGGCAUUCCGCAUCCGGCCAUAGUCACACCAACAGUCAAACAGGAAUCGUCCCAGAGUGACGUCGGCUCACUCCAUAGCUCAAAGCAUCAGGACUCCAAAAAGGAAGAAGAAAAGAAGAAGCCCCACAUAAAGAAACCUCUUAAUGCAUUCAUGUUGUAUAUGAAGGAAAUGAGAGCAAAGGUCGUAGCUGAGUGCACGUUGAAAGAAAGCGCGGCCAUCAACCAGAUCCUUGGGCGGAGGUGGCACGCACUGUCCAGAGAAGAGCAAGCGAAAUACUAUGAGCUGGCCCGGAAGGAGCGACAGCUUCAUAUGCAGCUGUACCCCGGCUGGUCCGCGCGGGAUAACUAUGGAAAGAAGAAGAAGAGGAAAAGGGACAAGCAGCCGGGAGAGACCAAUGAACACAGCGAAUGUUUCCUAAAUCCUUGCCUUUCACUUCCUCCGAUUACAGACCUGAGCGCUCCUAAGAAAUGCCGAGCGCGCUUUGGCCUUGAUCAACAGAAUAACUGGUGCGGCCCUUGCAGAUGCAAAUACUCCAAAGAAGUGUCGGGCACUGUUCGGGCUUGACCGACAGACUUUAUGGUGCAAACCGUGCAGUCUUUGAAUUUGGAAUAUUAUGAUGGUAGGUAUUUCAACACCCCAAACACGCUUCCCUGUUUGUAGUGCCUCCCUCGUCACGUGUCCCUCCCCUUCAUGACUUUGCCAUGUGCUCCGUGUUUAGACGUUAGAUCAGAUGUGCAUCCCAUUACGUGCAUGCCCACGAGUCUCCUGUGUCUCUUCCCCCCUUUUCUGAUGCCAAUACGAGAGAUCGGUGAAGUGCCUCAUGUUGACCCCAGCACAUUAGAGGAGAAAGGUCCUGAGAGUCGUCCCUGAGAGGGAGCCACACAGACAGCCCUCCGCCCAUAGGAGAGGAAUCCCCAGGCAUUCUGUGAGAUGGGAGUGUUCACAGAGCUGACAAAUGUCCCUUUGACACAGUCCUGGGGUCUUCUCUGCACAGCAGAAAGGAGUUUUGUGACAAAGUUGAUGGAGGAGGUUAGGUAUUUAAUGAGGACGAGCCAGGGAGGGCAGGGACUCUGUUGAGCAGUGAAUUUGUCAACAUUUUACUUGUACCAGGUGGGAAGAUAACUAGCUGUGGAAGCCUGUUCUGAGAUGCCCUGCCAUGGCCAAAUGACUGGUGAACCACAAGGGUCACUAAAAGAGAGGGUUUCUCAUGAUGUGUAGAAAUAUACAACUGACACUAUUGUGUGUGCCUCACAGUAAGGCCGGUUCAGGUACCUGGUUGGUUUAUUUUAUUAAUGGGGUGAGUGGUGGUUUAUGAAUCCUCUUUUUUUGUUUUGGAAGCAGUUGCUGCAAGUCAGACUUUUUGUUUCUUGAAGUUAUUCCUAACAUUGACCCAAACGCACGUCCCCCAUUUGGACAUAGCUUACACCUUGCUUACAGCUUGGGUGUAUCUUCAGAGCCCAGAAUUUUAUUGAUAUAUUAAAAAAAAAAAAAAAAAUCUGCCAACCCAAAACGUUUGUAGCUGCUUCCUGUUUGAGCAGCAUGGUUUUCUAAAAUGCAUCUUGGAGGGGCUGUCAGUGUGGCAGAUGCUGAGCUCCUGGUCCUAGGUGCCAGAGUUCCCCAGGUCCCCGUCUCCACCUGGUUUUCUUUCCAGUCUCAGCAGUGUUCAGACUUUCCCGGCAGACGUUUGUCUUCGUUGGUGACUUUUCCAUACCAUGGAAUGAUGAGCAAAUGCAUUUCUGCUGUCUUUGAGGGACGUUAUUCCAAAACAGGAUCAGGAAAAACCUUGAGUUUCCUUCCAGAAGAAAUAAGAAGCUAGAAAGGGGUUUUUAAGAGGCCACUCUGAAUCGAGGUGAAGCCUAGGUUGGGAGUGCUAAGAGUAUGGGUUACCUUCUCCCUUUUGCUCAACUUUUCCUUUUAACGUGGCUGUGGCCACCCCUGGCUUGAUGCUGAAACCCAAGGACAAAAUGUACUUUAAAAAAAAAAAAAGGGAAAAAAAAAGAAAAAAAGUUGCCAACUGAGGCAUUUUCUGACUUGUCAGAAGUGUGUGUGCGUGCCAGCUGCCCUGUGCUCAGCCACCUUAGAAGACCCAUCGCUCUGUCGCCAUAGUCUUCAUGUCCCGUGUUGCAGAUGCCCCUCUCAUUCCUGUGAUCUGGAAACUUCCACGUCAUGAGGGUGGGAGGGGUGAGGAAAGUACCAGAACGCUCCUAGCCAAUCAGGGCUCCUAGCUUGCCACACAAGGUUUCUAGUUUUAUUUGACAUUUGUGGACAUUUUAACAAGAUGCUGUUUUGAGCCCACCAAGUUGCUUUUCCCAUCUUUUCACUCUGCCCUAAUAUAGCAUGGAAUGCUGCUUGGUGCCGUUCCCUUGUCUUCCUGGUUGUUCUCCCCACUUCUUUCCUUCUCCCUUUCCUUUCCUCUCUCUGUUUUUCUCUGUUGCUUUCUCAGUUUUGCUUAUGCGCCCCCCCCCCACCUCCUUUCCUUCUCCCAUUUUUAAAAUGCAUGGACAUCUUAGUUUUUUGAGCAUGUUUUGAUCUGCAGGCUAAGGUGGUUUAAAACUCUGAGAGGCUUAAUUAUUUAUCUUGGUUUCUGGGAUGGAAGCAGAACCCAUAGUCUAUUUACUCUCUCCCAGGGAGAAAAAGGAACCUUGCCAAAUUGAGGGUGACAGGGGGUGGUGCUUGCUCCCCUAGAGUUCCUUCUGACCCAGAGGGAACAGACAGACACCUGAGGCCACUAGCCCCCAUGAAUCUCAGCCUCUGGGAGGCAGGGAGGACUGAGCAUGCUCCCUUAAACCCCUCCCCUCCUUCCCUGCCUUCCUGCCAUCUUGCUGAGUCCAAACCCCAUGCACACAGGGGCAGGAUCAGACAGCUCUGGGGCACAGACCGAGAGGAGGAACUCAGCACACCCUUCCUUUCCAAGGCCAGUGACAUUGUCUGACAGUGGUUGCCUUCAAGCAGGCAGCAUCUUGGUUGCUUCCAGCAGCAGAAAGCUGGCCAGCGCUUACACACGUGUUUCUGGUUGGAGUGUUAUCAGCCAUGGUUCUGACAAUAUUCUAGGGUCCUUAGAUGAGCACACUUCCUGUAUCUGCAUUAUUUUUAUAGCAUUAGUGGGGUUGAUCCCCAGGCUCACCUUUGCUUACCAAAUACCAUCCCAUCAGACUGGGAUUAAUGGGAGGAGAAGCUUUGAAGUCACAUGCUCAAUUUCUUGAGUUGAUUUUCCCCGACCUCAUCCUUUGAUGCUAAGCAAGAAAGGUUCUGAAAUUCUCAUUCCUAUUUCUUACAUGAAUGAGUAGUGAAGAGGGGAGAUGCUGGUUUUGGUGUAGGGCAAAAUUAGUCUUUCUGGUUUAAACACGCACGAUAACCCAAACCCAGGAAGGUCCAUGCUGCGAUUCCCUGGCACUUCUUCUUUGUUGUCACUUUGGUGACCGGCUUGUGCUGCACCCUCCAUUGACUGGCCUCGGCAUAUUGACAAGGGCAGGAUGCCCCUCCAUCCAUCCCAUCCUCACCAUCUCUCCUUCCAACCUUCUCACUACGGGGUGGGGGAGGGGAAAGCCCCAAAUCUUAAAAAAAAAAAAAGUAAAAAAAAUCAAGUUUGAAUCUUAAUUUAAUCCACAACCUGCAGGCCAUACAACCAGUUAUUCUUGUUCCUUUGAAUCAUUUUCUGUUUUUCUUAUUCUUCCCCUUCCCCCACCUUUGUUUAUCCUCUUCUACCUGUUUUUGGUGAUUUCUUUUUUUUGUUUGUUUUUUGUUUUUUUUUUUUGUUUUUUUUUUAAAGUUUAUUUUGUUUUAUUUUUGUUUCCCUUCCUCCCUUCUCACCUGAUUCUGACCUCUCUUGAUUUGGUGUGGUUCUUAACAGACAAGCCCGAAAGCUCUCUGGGCGCCAGCAGCCUCAUGGUGGUGGUGUGUUAAAACCUUUAAGCCUCUUGCUAGCGCUGCCUUCAGCUAUGUGGGCUCAACAGUGAGCAUUUUGAGAGUUUCAUAUUGAUACGAGGCGGCUGGGGAAGGAGCUCUGUCUUUCUCUUUUAAACACACACACACUCACACACAGACAUCACUGGGGGAUGGGGGUGGUAGUGGUGGGAAUGGGGUUGAAGGGCCGAGGAAACUUGAUGGGAAAGUGAGGGACUGUCUAAGCCAAAAGAGCUUUUCAGUUCAUGUCAAUUUGGACAAAGCCACUUGCUGGCAAAUAGAUGCCACUGUCUGCAGGUGGCCACCUCCAUGCUGCUCUCGUACAUUUGGGCAGGGUGGGGCCGUGGGUGUUUAGUAGGGGUUGGGGGAAGCAGGUAGAGAGUUCAGACUCUUUAAAUAUGUGGUUUACCAGAACAGGCUUAGAUCUGGGCACCGUGAAGUGAGCGACCCAGCCCCGGGGGGGCGCCACCGUAAUUGUCCUCAGACCAUUGGGCAUGACACCUCUGUGUGACAUCCCUUAGGUGACCUCAGCUUGGGUGUGAGCAUUAGGUAACUCUCUCCCUUGGCAUCUGUGCCCUCUAUUCACAGAUAACUCUCUCCCCUGUUUCUAGGAGAAAAAAAAAGUGCGUUCGCUACAUACAAGGUGAAGGCAGCUGCCUCAGCCCACCCUCUUCAGAUGGAAGCUUACUAGAUUCGCCUCCCCCCUCCCCCAACCUGCUAGGCUCCCCUCCCCGAGACGCCAAGUCACAGACUGAGCAGACCCAGCCUCUGUCGCUGUCCCUGAAGCCCGACCCCCUGGCCCACCUGUCCAUGAUGCCUCCGCCGCCCGCCCUCCUGCUCGCCGAGGCCACCCACAAGGCCUCCGCCCUCUGUCCCAAUGGGGCCCUGGACCUGCCCCCAACCGCUUUGCAGCCUGCCGCCCCCUCCUCAUCAGUUGCACAGCCGUCGACUUCUUCCUUACAUUCCCACAGCUCCCUGGCCGGGACCCAGCCCCAGCCGCUGUCGCUCGUCACCAAGUCUUUAGAAUAGCUUUAGCGUCGUGAACCCCAGUUGCUUUGUUUAUGGUUUUGUUUCACUUUUCUUUAUUUGGCCCCCCUCCCCCCCACCUUGAAAGGUUUUGUUUUGUACUCUCUUAAUUUUGUGCCACGUGGCUACAUUAGUUGAUGUUUAUCGAGUUCAUUGGUCAAUAUUUGACCCAUUCUUAUUUCAAUUUCUCCUUUUAAAUAUGUAGAUGAGAGAAGAACCUCAUGAUUCUACCAAAAUUUUUAUCAACAGCUGUUUAAAGUCUUUGUAGCGUUUAAAAAAUAUAUAUAUAUACAUAACUGUUAUGUAGUUCGGAUAGCUUAGUUUUAAAAGACUGAUUAAAAAACAAAAAGAAAAAAAAAGAAGCAAUUUUGAAGCAGCCCUCCAGAAGGAGUUGGUUCUGUAUUAUUUGUAUUAAAUACGAGCUUGCGAACCAAUCAUUUUACAUCUGGUUUUUAAACCGUAAGGGCACCACGAAUGCAGUGCCAUUACUUUUUUGUUUUUUUUUUCUGUGUGAAACAACUUUUAUUGUGAUGUUACUUGUUAUUGUUUAAAUGUACAGAAACAAAGGGUAAAAAUGUGUUAAUAUACCUUGUUCCAUGGUGGUGUUCUUUUGGGGGGAGGGGAUGCUACUCAACACUUAAUAGAAUCACAAUGCUGUUGGGCCAGUAGUAUUUAUUGCUUUAGAGAUUGCUUGUCGUACCUGUAUGUCGUCCCUUUUUAAAUAUGUUUUCCUUUUUCUUGAAACUGUAUAAAGUUUUUUUUCCCCCUUAGCAUAAGCAUCUUAUAUAUAACAACUCAUUUGUACAAGGUUUUUAAGUUUAUAUAUAAAAUGUGUAUAUAUAUUUUUGUUUCCCUUUUUGACUUUUUUUUUUUUUUUUUUUUUUUUGCUGUAUGAAACCCAGUUGUCACCAAAUGGACAUUAAUAGUUGCAUUAAGGAUCAGUAGCAUUAACAAAAGUUGCUUUAAAAGCCAUUAUGUGAAACAAGACUUGAAAAUGAGUGAGGGAAUUUUAGCGACACUGUCUGAGCAGCAGUGGGAACCAUCUUUUUCCCCUUUGAACUCCCAGUGGGAUGCCCUACCCUGCGCCCUUAGGGCCUGGACUGACCGUGUGCAGAACUUUACGUGCCAAAAUUCUCAGUGAAUUUAGCUUUCUCCCUCUUUUUGAUGCUGUAAUUUUUGUUCAUCAUGUUUUGCUGUGAUGUUACAUAGGUAGAUUUGUAUGUAGUUUUAAUGUCACCUAUAACAAAAUGUGUUUGGUAGCAGAUUGUCCAGAAAGCAUUUUAAAUGAAGAGGUAUAAACCCUUAAGGGCCAAAAUUCUGUAUAUUAGAUUACUCUUACACGAAAAACCGGCUGCCGCUUUUAUGUACACAUAUUACAUACGAGUAGGCAGCAGACUUUAAAACUAAAAAAAAUCUAGGCAUGUUGAUGUUGCAGACUGCUGUAUAAAGCUGAAACCUGUUCAUUCAGUGCCAUUGUAGUUGACAUGAAGCGAUUGUAAACCUGUCUCCGAUUUUUCUCUGGUUUAUUAAAAUGCUAACUAUAACAUUUUUUGUGAAUACUUUGAAUGUUUCCUAACAGUUGUGAUGUUACUGUUCCGUUUUAUGCUCUUAUUCCAAGUUCAUUUUUAAUGGUUUGGAAGCCAUUUUUGUAAUGAAUAAAUGUUCAUGCUGUACAGUAUCUGUAGCAUGCCGUUCUGGAUUAAUAAAAGCAACUUAGUCUGUGCAGAUAAA
Messenger RNA from Cercocebus atys (sooty mangabey), 7881 nucleotides. RefSeq names its product transcription factor 7-like 2 (T-cell specific, HMG-box) (gene TCF7L2). Gene Ontology annotation, molecular function: RNA polymerase II cis-regulatory region sequence-specific DNA binding; DNA-binding transcription factor activity, RNA polymerase II-specific. Bases 142 to 1785 code for a protein of 547 amino acids. The record is from RefSeq and is a predicted model, not a curated record. The transcript has 17 exons. Gene Ontology annotation, biological process: regulation of transcription by RNA polymerase II; canonical Wnt signaling pathway. Gene Ontology annotation, cellular component: beta-catenin-TCF complex; catenin-TCF7L2 complex. NCBI's taxonomy places the organism in Eukaryota, Metazoa, Chordata, Mammalia, Primates, Cercopithecidae.